Messenger RNA from Saprolegnia parasitica CBS 223.65, 1344 nucleotides. RefSeq lists its product as hypothetical. The record is from RefSeq and is a predicted model, not a curated record. Gene Ontology annotation, molecular function: protein binding. The transcript is spliced from 8 exons. The coding region runs from base 1 to 1344 and encodes 447 amino acids. Lineage: Eukaryota; Oomycota; Saprolegniomycetes; Saprolegniales; Saprolegniaceae.
AUGGCCGACGACGACCUGAAAGAGUACGUGCCGCUCUUGCAAGGCGCGCACGUUGCCACGGCCGAAACGCGCCCUUGCGCCGAGUGCAAGCAAGCGUGGCAUCCGAUCGAGGCUGCGUGCGCUGCGUGCGGCCACGACGCGUCGCUUGACGACAAGGUCACGUGCAUGAUGCACCGGUUCGUGACGUUGCACCACCGCGGCGUGCGGAUCGACUGGACGCGCACCUGUGAGCCGUGCCGUCGCACCUUGUUUGUGCUCGAGACGUGUCCGGGCUGCCAGCGCGCGUCGCCCGCAAGCAAGGACGAGCUCAAGAUGCUGCUCAAGCGGCUCGGGAUGGCAGCGACAAAGCCUACCACAAAGACGCCGGAGCUCCGUCAUAUCGUGGCUUGGUUCCGCCGUAGAAACGCAGCGCGAAAGCUCGCGGCCGCGGCCGAGCUCGACAAGUGCAACACCGAGUACGGCCACAUGAAGGCUCUUAUCGCCGCGAUCCAAGACGACAACUUGACGAGACUAGAGCAGUUGCUGGCCGAGCCCACGACGCCGACUCGACACGAUUGCCAUGGCGACUCGCUCGUGCACCACGCCGUCAAGCAAAACAACCUCGCCAUGCUGCAGGUGUUGCUGGCGGCGCCCGGUAUCCCGAUCGACCACAAAAACAACGCGUGGGAAACGCCAUUGGCUGUCGCCGUCGCCUCGGGGGCGGCCGACCUCGUGCGCGUCCUCUACGCGGCCAUGCAUCCACCCACCGGCGAUGCGGCAAUGACGGUGGCCUCGGCGUACGUGUGCACGGAGCCCCCGUCGGUGCAAAGCUACAUCCUCCGCUACAAGCUCGACGUGCAAGUGCCGGGAUCGCGCCUCCAGACGUGGCCGACCAAGCUCCAGCUUGCGUUCGUAGCCGCCAAUGCGCUCGCGGACCUCCACGCAGCAGGUGUCGCCCACGGGGCGUUCUCAAGCUACAGCAUGUACGCCGAUCCGUACGCUGGCGCGAUCCAUGCCCUGUAUCCUGGCUACGUACCGCCAAACACAUCGUUGGCGCCGUGGACGGCGCCGGAAGUACGCAUUGCGCAGCUGCCGGCGUCGUCGGCCUCCGACAUGUAUGCACUCGGCGUUCUCUUCACGGAGCUCGACACUCUCCUCAUGCCGACGGUGCGGCUCGGACGCCUUCGCGACGACUGCGAGAGCUGGUACGCCGACCUUGUGGCUCGCUGCACUACGGACGAACCGACACUGCGGUUGACCGCCGCCGACGUCGUGGCUCGCCUGCAACCAUAUGUCGACGCAGCCACCAAGCAAGACAAGGUGCUCUGCCGUGAAGCGUAUACGCGGCUCAAGCUUCUUGACUAG